AGGCACACAACCGGGUGGGCGGGCGUGUACACAACCGGGCGGGCCCACAACUGGGCGGCGACGCACGCACGGCAACCGCGAGCGCGCAGGGCGAAUGCCCAGCACGCAAGCGAGACCAACGAACGGGCCGCGCGGGCGAGCCACAAACAGGAGACAGACGGUGACGGUGGGCAGGGCCAGGGCGUGUACAACACACGCCAACUGCGAGCACGUAGGGCCAGCGCCCUGCGUGCAAACGCAGCCGACGAGCGUGCCGCAAGUACGGGUACAACCAGGUGGGUGCGUGGGCGGAUGGCGCGUACAGACCGGAAGGGUGCGGACGAAAGCGAGCGGACACUCCCAUCUGCAGGUGAGGAAGACAGCGAGGACAGCGGGUAUAUCAGUGACCCACCCACUCGCCCGCUCGCCUGCACGCCCGCCCUUCCCCGCCUUCUUGCCUACACCCCCGCUCGCCCACCCAUCCGCUCGCCCACCCGCUCACAGACCCGCGGACCCGCCGUACCCGCACGUGACCCGUACCCCCCGAGCGGGUCCGGUACCCGGGCGGGUACGGGUACGGGUAAGCCCCCGGACACCCGGGGGUUUACCCCUGCAAUCCACUAAUGGCAC
This is a messenger RNA of Fomitopsis serialis, 609 nucleotides long. RefSeq lists its product as uncharacterized. The record is from RefSeq and is a predicted model, not a curated record. Bases 292 to 603 code for a protein of 103 amino acids. The transcript has a single exon. Lineage: Eukaryota; Fungi; Basidiomycota; Agaricomycetes; Polyporales; Fomitopsidaceae.